Messenger RNA from Mobula hypostoma (lesser devil ray), 1821 nucleotides. RefSeq lists its product as uncharacterized. The record is from RefSeq and is a predicted model, not a curated record. Bases 1 to 1119 code for a protein of 372 amino acids. Lineage: Eukaryota; Metazoa; Chordata; Chondrichthyes; Myliobatiformes; Myliobatidae. The transcript has 5 exons.
AUGGCCCAGAGCUUGAAAGUGCCGAUGCUCCGGUGGUCUUCCCGACUGCCCGUUCUGAAGUUGACGCUGAGCGAGGGGGGCGACCGGCCUCCCAUUGUGUCCGAAACGUUGCCACGCGAUUCGGCUGGCCAUCGUGCUGCCGGCGCCGAGCCCGUUGAUGGCCAACGUAGGUUGGGAAUAUUUAUCUUUUGUUCGCACGGAGCUGUUAAGAAUGUUAUUUUUAAAGAGGAAAAGCGUUUUCAGGAUCUCUCCCGCCACUCCCAGUGGGAAGCCGCCCUCUGCCGCCCUUCUCCGCCACAGGGGCGGGGGGAGGGGUGGGGUUGGUCGCCGAGUCCCGCCCUCUCCACCGAUUGGUUGGAGGACCGAGCGCUGCCGCACCGUUCCUCCCGGUGCUCCGGUUGGCGAUUGGUCGCGCACCCGUCACUCCAUGGCACGCCGCCCGUCACGUGGUCCGCAACAGGGGGUUGGGGGGGCUGCUCUCUCCGUGCUCGAAGGAGCCGCUCAGUCCGCCGCCAUUCAGGAGGCGCUCCUGCGCCCGCUCGGGAGACCACUCAACCUGUCGCACUGGUCCACCCCACCCCCCCUCUCCCAGGCGGGGUUCAUCAAACCGUGACUGAGCUCCGGGACUCCGUAACAUUCCUUCAGGAUGGAUCUGCCAGAGGCUCCCACCACAGAGGGGAAGGAGCGGGAGGAGGAGAACCCCACCACAGCAGAGGGGAGAUUGUCUGCCUGGCGUCAGUGGUCGCACAACCAGGACUUGUGAUCUGCACCAGCUGCUCGUACGACCAUCCACCACCUGCUCCCAUGGCUUCACAUGACCCUGAUCGGGGGCUAAGCAGGUGCUCCACCUUGCCCAAGGGUGACCUGCAGACUAGUGGAGGGAAAGAACAUCUUACCUACCCGUUGGCAGAGAUACACCUCCACCGCGACACCGGCAUUGAGCAAACUGGGGAGCUGGAUCAGUACUGCAUCUGGAAUUGGGGGAGACGCGGAACUGAUAUCUGGAGAAUACUCAGAGCUGGAGCACACCCAGAAGCUGAAAUGGAGUCAGCUGUUUCCAGGAGACGGAGAGAGGGCUGGGGUUCUCGACAACCACCACCUCUGGUUAGCACAGCUUGACCUGGGGGUGGUGUGGGGGUUUCAGAAGUCAGAUAUUGACCACGACGCCCCAGUCAUCGGCAACGUCUCUCAGUCCCCGAGUCAGUUCAUGUCUCGGGCAUGAAGGUUGAACUAUUGGGUGGGUGCCCCCCACACUACCCCUUCCCCCAAUCACCUGGGGUCAUGGGGCUGGACGCAGCAGGGGCCUGCUGGUGCUCAACCCUUCAGACUGUUAUAUGGGUGGGGGACACGAGGUGCACAACACAAUGCCAAUCAUGGUGGUUGUUUACUGAUCGGGAUGGAGUCCUGACAUGCAGAGGCAUCAACUUCUCUUCAUUGUUGCUGGGUCAAAAUUGUGGGUUUGCCACACCCCACACAACACAGGGGACGAAUCCUGUGGUGGGACAACCAGCUUUACUACAGGCAGCCCAGGACUACUGCCAGCUUUGAAUCAACAGUUUAUACGGAUUUAAAAGAUAAAGUGUUGGAUUUCACGGGGAUGUGUGUUACGAGGGAAGGGGAGAGGUUUAAAGGGCACCAAUGGAGAACACGGUGGCGACUUUGAGGACCACCAAGCCAUUUUAGCCUAACCUCCCCCAACCCAUGAUAUUCUGACCUUGUGUAGCAUUACGAUACACUGAUUCAUUGUGAGAAUUUGUUAACCUCGACUCGCUAUUAAAUCAAUCAUGUGUACUCUCAUCUCUGUGGUGAGCCACCAUUCUU